Dendrobium catenatum is the source of this 2161-nucleotide messenger RNA. RefSeq names its product protein trichome birefringence-like 10. The transcript has 4 exons. The record is from RefSeq and is a predicted model, not a curated record. Gene Ontology annotation, cellular component: Golgi apparatus. NCBI's taxonomy places the organism in Eukaryota, Viridiplantae, Streptophyta, Magnoliopsida, Asparagales, Orchidaceae. Gene Ontology annotation, molecular function: O-acetyltransferase activity. The coding region runs from base 249 to 1553 and encodes 434 amino acids.
AGAGCGACGAGAGAGAGCGAAAGAGAGAGAUUCUUUCCUCAUUACUGCUUGUUUUCCCUAUCCUUGAUUACCUCGCAGUCUUAGUGGCUAGCCCUCCACCCCUGAUUCAGUCCCUUUGCUGCUAUUGGGGGAGAAAAAUCUUCGAUUUAUUUGCCCACUUCAAAUUCCUCAGAUUGUUACUGAUUAGAAGGUUGGAGGAUUAAUGGAGACAAUACUUGAAGGAAGUAACUAGACAGGAGAAAUACUACAUGGGACGAGCGCUGUGUCUCUUCAUCUUCGCAUCCGUGGCCUUCUUCCUCUUCAUCUUAAUACCCCGUUGUUUCAACUACCAUGCCGUGUUUAUCGACCGAGUUUCCCUCGUCGCCGGAGCACGUCGUGGCGGACUUGGGAGUUUGCCGGUGCAGGAGCGGUUUGAGACUGGAGGAAGAGGCCGGGAUGAAUGUGAUUUCUUUGAUGGAGAGUGGAUUUGGGACGAAAGCUACCCGCUUUAUCAGUCAAAAGACUGUCCUUUUUUGGACGAGGGUUUCCGAUGCACAGAGAACGGGAGGCCCGACAGGUUCUAUGCUAAGUGGCGAUGGAAGCCUAAACGAUGUAAUCUUCCAAGGUUCGACUUUUUCUUUUUCCAGAGUUUUGAUGCAAAGAAGAUGCUUGAGAGGCUAAGGAAUAGGAGGGUAGUUUUUGCAGGGGAUUCCAUUGGAAGAAACCAAUGGGAGUCCCUCUUCUGCAUGUUUUCUUCGGUGAUAGCUAACAAGAGCUCAAUCUAUGAAGUUAAUGGAAGUCCAAUUACUAAGCAUAAAGGCUUCUUGGUGUUCAAGUUCAAAGACUACAACUGCACUUUGGAGUACUACAGAUCACCUUUCUUGGUUCGCCUUGGGAGCCCUCCUCGACGUCUGUCAAAACAGAUAAAGAGCACAAUCAAACUGGAUGUUAUGGACCAAUUCUCCUCCAAAUGGAGUGAUGCAGAUGUGCUGGUUUUGAAUGCUGGACACUGGUGGAAUCAUGACAAGACUCUUAGAGGGGGGAUUUUUUUCCAAGAAGGUUCUGAGGUCAAGAUGGAUAUGAGUGUAGAAACUGCAUAUCGGAGAUCAGUGAAGUCAUUGUAUAAAUGGAUUCAGAAAGAAGUUAAUACGAGCAAGACUCAUGUCUUCUUCCGCACAUAUUCUCCUGCGCACUUCAGAAAUGGUGACUGGAAGAAUGGAGGAACAUGCCAUCAAGAAAUACUCCCUGAAUCUAACCAUGAUCAGGUGUCGUCGAACUCAUGGCUUCCUUUCCUUGAACCGUUCACAAGCUUAAGCUCGGAUAAUUCUUCUGGUGCCUCACUUAAAGCUUUUGAGCUGUUAAACAUUACUUACAUGACAGCUUUAAGGAAGGAUGGUCAUCAAUCACUGUAUCACGUCAGCCCUGCAAGACUCAAAACUGCUAGUAAAGAGGACUGCAGCCACUGGUGUUUGCCUGGAGUUCCAGAUGCAUGGAAUGAAAUUUUGUAUGCAAUGCUUCUCAGAAGAGAGGAGAGUCUUCGAUCCAUCCAUCGAAGUCCAUUGCCUUCGUCAUAGACACAGUGAACUCUUCGUUGCAAGGCCUGAUAAUUCAGGUUCGGCUAUUUAUGAGGAUAGUUGCUGCAGUCAUCAUCGAAUGUGUUUCAGCGAUAAGGAAGCUAGUUGCCAUUUGUCUAUUUUACUUCAUGACAGGGAUAAUGUUUUUUGUGGGUGACGAGAUUUGUACAUAGAAAAUGGUGGUCAUUGAUUGAGAAAGAAGAAACUAUACAGAUCGUCAAACAAAUUUCUCCAAGUUGCGAGAAUAUGAGAACUUUUUAACUUUUUCAACACGCCGGUUUUGGCACAAGUUCCUUUCACUAUUAGAAAACAGUGAUUUUGUGGCAGAGUUAAUUCGAUCUGAAGAAAGAUUAUUACCUUAUUUUAUUCAAGCAUUUCCAGAGAAAUUGUUGCAUGGACCAAUACGAAAUAAUGUUACAUCAAAUUUAGCAAAUACAACAACCUAAAUAGCAAUCAGAAAACCUGGAAAGUGUUGGAAGUUACAAGCGGACUCUACCCCAAAAACUAUUCAAACUGCACAUCUCUUCCUUGCUGGAGGCUGGGAUUGAAAUAGCACUACAAACUGGGAAGCUUUAUUCUUCUCCCGAAACAAUUAUGUUUACAGCUUA